AUGACUUACUUUUCCUGUUUAUUGGCAGAAAUUGGUUCGGAGUCUUGUACAAACUAUAAAUCUGUUUAUUUUCGUGCACAUUCGGAAGCUGAAGCAUUGGCUGGUUUAGUUCAAUUGGUCACAUCAAAAAGUUUAAAUAUUAUUGAACCUAUGAACAACAGUCAAGUUAAUGACAACAACAAUAAUAGUAUAUUAAAAAAUAGUCCACUUAAUGUACAUGAGAACCAUUUGCAUUUAGAGUCUUUAUUAGUUAAAGCAAUUGAUCGUAUCGAUCAACUACUGGAAAAAUACAUUACUCCUUGUUCAGAAGUAAUUCAAAAUAAACAUAGCAAUUGUAUGAAUUCUGCAAUAUGUUUACAUCCUAAAUCAGAAAAAGUUGACAACUUUCCGACAAAUCAAACCUACUUUCAUUCAAAGAAUUCAUCUAAGUUCAGUUCUUUGUAUGAUGAUAGCUAUUCAGAUGUAGAGUUGAAAAAGUUAUUGGAUCUCAAACAUGAAUACAUGAUGAAAGCCUUCCAUUUAUGCUUAGAUCAACUUCGCUUAUUGAAUGAAUAA
Schistosoma mattheei is the source of this 555-nucleotide messenger RNA. Lineage: Eukaryota; Metazoa; Platyhelminthes; Trematoda; Strigeidida; Schistosomatidae. The record is from the annotation of a GenBank genome assembly.